Scaptodrosophila lebanonensis is the source of this 1053-nucleotide messenger RNA. RefSeq lists its product as uncharacterized. Lineage: Eukaryota; Metazoa; Arthropoda; Insecta; Diptera; Drosophilidae. Bases 33 to 842 code for a protein of 269 amino acids. Gene Ontology annotation, biological process: cristae formation. The record is from RefSeq and is a predicted model, not a curated record. The transcript has a single exon. Gene Ontology annotation, cellular component: MICOS complex; mitochondrial crista junction.
AAUUGCGACUGUCCCAACGCUUACCCUUUACAAUGGUUCUGUAUUUUGUGGUUCGUGUGGGGGUAGUUGCCGGCUUAGUCAUGGCCUCACGAAACUAUGGCAUAUGGGGUUCGCAAGAGCGCACGAAAGAAAUCUACGAAGAUGUGGCAGAGCGAACCGAGCCCCUUGUGGAGAGCUUGCGACUGCGACUCGGCAUUGACCCACCACCGCCACCACCGGAAGGCGAGUGGAGAUUUCUGGGAGUUUUCUUCUACAAUCAGACAGUGCUCACAUUUUUUGAGUUUCUGUACAUGGUCCCCACUUAUAUGCUCUAUGGUUUGGAACGUGUUCCAGGCUAUGUACAGAAGUUGGUCGCAUACGCAAGAGAGCGCUAUGAGCAGAUGAAAAAGGAGCGGGAAAAAGAGGCUUGCAAACGAUGUAUCGAUGAGCGUAGAUUGGUUGACCCUCAUGGUUCCCAAUCUGGCACCUGCAAGCGGCCGGAUUCGCAAAGACCGCCAGGUUUAAUACCAAAAGAUGCACCUCCAUCGCCGUACAACGGAAAGGCGCCAAGUCGACCAAGAUUCCCGGACGAUGAUAUCUACAAGCCUCGACUAGCACCAAAAUGUAAAUGUCCCAAAUGCAAUCAGAGAGAAGCGGAUGGGUGGUCCGAUCAAAAACCGAAGUGUAGAAAUCGGCCAGAGCCCGAGCCGAAGCCGAAGAAUAAAUCUGAAAAACAGUGCAAAAUUUGUCCCAAACUAGAAGAGGAGCCGAAGAAGCCGAAGAAAUGCAAAAUAUGUGAAGAGAAGGAGAUUGAAAAGUCAAAAUCGGGCCCUAAGGCACCAGUGCAGGAAGGUUGUCCAUAGCGAAAGAAGGCUGAGGAGUGUUCAGACUAUAGCCAAGCUAAGUGGGCUUAGUAGCUCUCGUGCCUCUCUAGACAAUCAAGUGGCGGGGUGUCUGGGGCAAUGAAGUGGGCACCCAACACAUCGAGGGUGUUGUCAGACUGCUGUCCGACUGAGGGUUGAACACCAUUUGGCUAAUAAAAAUACAUUGCAACAUUUCAAGCUAAAAAACAAA